UAUGUAAAUAAAUCGAAAUGAAGAAGCUUUAGAAUUUUUUGAAUAUGCUAUUAAUAGAAAUCCUGAUGAUGAUAUCAAUUAUGCAUUCAAAGGUAAAUUGAAAAUAAAAAAUAAAAAAUAAAGCUCAUGCACUAAUGAUAAUGAAUCGAAAUGAAGAAG
This is a messenger RNA of Paramecium sonneborni, 159 nucleotides long. The record is from the annotation of a GenBank genome assembly. NCBI's taxonomy places the organism in Eukaryota, Ciliophora, Oligohymenophorea, Peniculida, Parameciidae.